This is a messenger RNA of Molossus molossus (Pallas's mastiff bat), 1903 nucleotides long. It is a transcript of the gene ZNF454, whose product is annotated as zinc finger protein 454. The transcript is spliced from 5 exons. The record is from RefSeq and is a predicted model, not a curated record. Bases 145 to 1728 code for a protein of 527 amino acids. Lineage: Eukaryota; Metazoa; Chordata; Mammalia; Chiroptera; Molossidae. Gene Ontology annotation, biological process: regulation of DNA-templated transcription.
CCAGAACCUCAUCUGCAGAGCGGGAGCAGCUGUGGGUGGUCGCACCCGGGCAGAAAAACGGAGAUAAAAGCCCAGUGUGUAGAAGUGUUUGCCUAAGGAGCCCUACUCUGCUUGUUCCUGAAAGGGUUCAUUAGAGAAGAGGAAAUGGCUGUCAGGCACCUGCCAAGCAUGGUCCAGGAAUCAGUGACCUUCAAGGAUGUGGCCGUGCUCUUCACCCAGGAUGAGUGGGCACAGCUGAGCCCUGCUCAGAGGGCCUUGUACAGGGAUGUGAUGCUGGAGAACUACAGCCACCUAGUCUCACUGGGGCUCUUAGGACCCAAACCAGAUCUGUUUGGCCAGCUGGGAAAAGGGGAAGAAUGGACACCAGAAGACGCCUCGCGAGGCUUCUGUCUGGACUGGAUGACUGUCCCUGUGAAUAAAAAAUCUACUCUCAAGACAGAUAUUUCUGAAGAAGAAUUGGAACAAUGGAUGAUAAAGGAAAGAUUCACUAGCAAUCAUUGCUGGAAAUAUGGUAGCCUAUUGGAAUGGGGACAUGGAGACCAGGAGAUAAAGUUGCAGAAAAUAUUACUCACUCACCAGAAAACCUCAUCUGUGGGUAGUGAUCAAGAAUGUGAUGGAUCUGGGAAGUGCUGCAUCAUGAGCUCAUCUUGCAUUCAAAGUCAGGGAUUUCAAUCUAGCAAAAAAGCCUUUGAGUGUAGUAAGUGUGGCAAAGUCUUCACUAAGAGUUCAGCCCUUAGUAAACAUCAGAAAAUUCAUACUGAAAAACUUAAUUCAAAUCAGAAAACUGUUAUUAAAGAGAAACGGUAUAAAUGUAGAGAAUGUGGGAAAGCCUUUCACCAGAGUACACACCUUAUCCAUCACCAAAGAAUUCACACUGGUGAGAAACCUUAUGAAUGUAAGGAAUGUGGCAAGGCCUUUUCAGUGAGCUCCUCACUUACUUAUCAUCAGAAAAUUCACACUGGAGAAAAACCUUUUGAAUGCAACUUAUGUGGAAAAGCUUUUAUCCGAAAUAUACACCUUGCCCACCAUCAUAGAAUACAUACUGGAGAGAAACCUUUUAAAUGUAACAUAUGUGACAAAGCCUUUGUGUGCAGGGCACAUCUUACCAAACACCAAAAUAUUCAUAGUGGAGAGAAACCCUAUAAAUGUAAUGAAUGUGGGAAAGCCUUCAAUCAGAGUACAAGUUUUCUUCAGCAUCAGAGAAUUCACACCGGAGAGAAGCCGUUUGAAUGUAAUGAAUGUGGAAAGGCCUUCAGGGUGAACUCUUCCCUUACUGAACAUCAAAGAAUUCAUACUGGAGAGAAACCUUAUAAGUGUAAUGAAUGUGGGAAAGCUUUCAGAGAUAAUUCAUCCUUUGCUCGACAUCGGAAAAUUCAUACUGGAGAAAAACCUUACAGAUGUGGUUUGUGUGAGAAAGCCUUCAGGGAUCAAUCAGCCCUAGCCCAACAUCAGAGAAUUCAUACUGGGGAAAAACCGUAUACAUGUAAUAUAUGUGAGAAAGCCUUCAGUGACCAUUCAGCCCUUACUCAGCAUAAGAGAAUUCAUACUAGGGAAAAACCUUACAAAUGUAAAAUCUGUGGGAAAGCCUUUAUCCGAAGCACACACCUUACUCAACAUCAGAGGAUUCACACAGGAGAGAAACCCUAUAAAUGUAAUACAUGUGGGAAAGCCUUCAACCAGACUGCAAAUCUUAUUCAGCAUCAGAAACAUCAUAUUGGAGAAAAGUGAUAUGAUUGCAAUUUAUAAGGAAGAGUUUUGAAACUGAGUAUAUGAAUAAUUGAAUUUAAGAGAAUCCAUCUUAGGGGAUAACCAUGACAGCUUAUGUCAAGAUAGUCAUUUUGUGUACUGAGAGUCAAGCUUUACAUUAAUGUGAGUUUUGAGAAUUUUAUAAUGUCAGACACUC